AUGUCACGCAACAAAAAGGAUGCAAAUUGUGUAAUAUGUGGCGAUAAAGCAACAGGCAACAAUUUCAAUGCCCAGACGUGCGAGUCGUGUAAAGCAUUUUUUCGUCGAAAUGCUUAUAAAGGAAUUAAAAAUUGUAAUUUUUAUGGCAAUUGUGUUGUAAACCUAAUAACUCGCAGAAAAUGUGGUUUUUGUCGACUAAAUAAAUGUUUUGAAAUGGGUAUGAAAAAGGAGCGUAUUUGGACUGAAGAGACAAAAGAGAUUCAUCGGACAAAAGUCGAGAUCAACCGAUUAAAGAUGAAAAAUAUUUUUACUCAAGAAGAUGACUGUCAACUAAUCUCAUCGACAACAGUGUCAUCAUCUGUAUCAUCUCCAUUGUCAUCAUUACCAUCUGAUCAAUACAAUCACAGUAUUGAUGAAAACUUGGAUUCCGUAUUACUUUCAUAUGAAUUACAGAAUCCCUAUUCAUUUAAUAUGAAUGACUCCAACGCCAGCAACAGUAGCAUUGAUACAGUCAUUGAUCAGUCAGUUCUACAUAAAGUAGUCGAAAUGCAAACUUCAAUGUUAUCUAUCAAUGGUAUGUCAGUUAGUUCAUUGGUUGAUCCGGUUUGUGGCCAAACAUCACUAGUAAGCGAAAACAUCAGAUCAAUAUCGGCACCUAUAGACUCAACCACAACUAUUAGUAAUGAUAUAACUAGUUUAAGGAGAUAUAAAACAUUCAAUAGGGCUAACACUAUCACUGAUACAGAGGAGAUUAGUGGCGCAUCAAACUUAACAAUUGGACGUCCUAUUAGUGAUACCCGACAUACGUUAACCGAGUCGGAAGGCAAUCGAUUCACUCAUCUAUUAUUUGCCGCACAAGUGAUGAACAAUCAGUUGUUUGAAAGUCAUUUCAAUUGCGGUGUAUUUACGGCAAAACAAUGCUAUCGUAUACUUGAUCUCACGUUUGAAGAAGAUAUCAGAAAUUUGAUACAACUUUAUAAGCAAUUGAAAAUCUAUACUAAUAUAACUGAAUCCGAUAGCUAUACAUUAGUUAAGUCACAGUCAAUGGCCAUACAUAAAUUGCGCAUGGUCAAUUAUGUGGGCACUGAAUAUGAAUGGUGGAAUGUCAAAAUGAUGAAUGAUAAUGUUAUUAAACUAAAUUUAAAUAUCUAUACAAGUCAACAAUGCUACAUGGCCAAAUUUUUUAGCCAGCUCAAACAUCAAAUCGAUAAUGAUAGUGUAAUUAUAGAUCUGCUAACAACGAUAGUGUUAUAUGACCCGGAUACACCUGGACUUAUCAAUAGAGAAGCUGUCAAAUUACAACAAUUAACAUACAUGUAUUUAUUAAAGCGUUAUUUAGAAAUUAAAUAUUAUGACACGUAUUUGUCAACCGGCAAAUUUUUGCGCACAUUAAACAUGUUAGUCGAUUUAAACAAAAUUGCUAAUACUAUCAAAACACGUAUUAAAGCGCGUGACGAUAUGCCUGAGUUGGUACGCGAAGUCAUUGACUGUAAAAGCGGUUAA
Oppia nitens is the source of this 1503-nucleotide messenger RNA. RefSeq names its product nuclear hormone receptor HR96-like. Gene Ontology annotation, molecular function: zinc ion binding; nuclear receptor activity; RNA polymerase II cis-regulatory region sequence-specific DNA binding. The coding region runs from base 1 to 1503 and encodes 500 amino acids. Gene Ontology annotation, biological process: positive regulation of transcription by RNA polymerase II; cell differentiation; negative regulation of transcription by RNA polymerase II. The transcript is spliced from 7 exons. The record is from RefSeq and is a predicted model, not a curated record. NCBI's taxonomy places the organism in Eukaryota, Metazoa, Arthropoda, Arachnida, Sarcoptiformes, Oppiidae.